AUGGGUCUCUUCGGAAAUAAACGUGAAAAGACUGAAAAGGCAGAUAAAUAUGAAUAUAAUUCAUCAGCAAAAGGUGCUCGAUCUGGCUAUGGCCCACCAGCAUUACUUGGUACAUCAGGAUCUCCAUAUUUUCCAGGUAGUGGUGCUGCUUAUUUUGAUGGUUAUGGACAAGUUGCACCUCAAGGUAAAAUGAGUAAAUAUGGUAAAUAUUCUGGUCCAAAUAAAAGUCUUUAUGGUGCUGAUCCAAUGCAACAAGCAAUGUUAUUACCACCUCAAUCACCAGCUGCAAUGCAAGCUCAAGCAGCAGCUAUGCUUCAAAUGCAACAAUAUAUGCAAGGACAAGGUGCUGGUGCACAAUUUGGUGGUAUUCUUCCACCAAUUCAAAUGCCAUUGAGUGCUGCUCAACAAGCUGGUUUAUUGCCAAGUCAAGGUCAACCAUUUUAUGGUUUUGCUGGUCAACAAACAGGAACACCCUAUUUCGAUCCAAACAGUGGAGCUUUUCAACAACAACAGGGUGCAUUUGCUCCUUAUCAACAACCAAAUUUUUAUGAUCCAGCAGCAACUGCUGGUUUCGCUGGUCCUUAUGGUUAUAUGCCAGCUGCUUUUUAG
Messenger RNA from Rotaria socialis, 609 nucleotides. NCBI's taxonomy places the organism in Eukaryota, Metazoa, Rotifera, Eurotatoria, Philodinida, Philodinidae. The record is from the annotation of a GenBank genome assembly.